UUCAUAAAACCCCUCGUUUACCAAAACAAAAAACAAACAACUAAAGCACGGAUAGCGUUUCAUAAUGAUAGCCAUUGGUUUUGUCGAUCUCUCGCUCGAAUAUAGCGCCCGAAAGUUAAUUUCUAUCGUAGAACAUUCAACAAGUAAACAGCAGUUGUGCAUCUUACGUUUUGCUUUUUCCAUAUCUUGAUAAAAAGAAGUACAAACAUGUGUUAGUAGCCCACAGCAAAAGGUUGGAAGACGUUUGCUCCCCAAUGCUCAUGUACGUACUGAUGCUUGUACUCCUGCAGUUCAACACAGACAGACGCGCACGCUAUAUAUGGGCUCGGCGCUCCGGACCUUCUGUUGCCGGCACCCGGACAAAACGCUCGUGCCGUGGAGUGCGGCGACCGACGGUGCGCAUCAGCAGCAGGAGCAGCAGCAGCAGCAGCAGCAGCAGCGACAGCAGCCCAGCUCCUCCUCUGAGAAGUACCGCGAGGCACCGAUCGACGGCAGCAUUCUGCAGGCCACGACGCCGACGCGCAUAGCUCACGCCGUAACCACCGCCGCCAUGUUUGAGAUCGUGAUGCGGAAGCAGCACAACACACUCGGCUUCACGAUAAGGAAGGAGGACGAGUCGCCCCUCGGUUACUACAUCCGGUCGAUCAAGUGUGAGCCGGCGUUGAGCGAUGGCCGGCUGCGGGUCGGCGAUCGGCUCCACUCGGUCAAUGGUAUCCCGCUGGCGCCCCUCCCGUACGAACAGGCGAUCCUCUUCAUUCGUAGCGUCACCGAAACGGUCCGGUUACAGCUGUACCGUGGGCCACCCCCGCCCGUACUGGCGACCUGCUGCGGACCUCCGCACCGGACGGCCACCAUCGACCAUCGGCGCCGGUUACGCCGACUCCGGAAGCAGCGCAGCGCGAGCCUCAGCGAGUCCGUUAAUCAGCCACCGCGAUCGGGCGACAUCGCUGCGACACCGACACGACUCGUGCGCUCCAACACCGAGCAGAAUUUGGCCGUCACAACAACGGCGGAGAACGGAGAGAAGGAGAAGGAGAAGGAGGGGGAGGAGGAGCAGCCACUACCAACGCGGCUACCGAGUGAUGAGCGACUGCUCGUGGUCCGUCCCGCCGCUCUGCCCUCGGCGUCUGCUGUGCUGCUGCCGCUGCUACCGUCCGGUGACGUCGGCUAUGAGAUUAUCACCGUGGAGCUGCACAAGGGUUGGAACAGCCGGUACGGUUUCAGUCUGCGGACCGAGCCCGAUCCGAUGCGAACGGUCAUCAGUGAGAUCCAUUCGGGCAGCCUCGCGUCUCGGGAUGGCCGGUUGCGUGUCGGCGAUGUACUGCUCAUGAUUAACGAUGAACCUCUGGGCACGAGAAGUACGGCGGAGCUGAUCGAGCUGCUGCGUAUCCUGUCCGGUGCGACUAUCAUCACGGUACUGCGCCUUCACCCUUCCCUUCUUCCACCUUCGACUGUCACGCUGGUGCCCCUAGUGCAGGAGCAGCAGCAGCAGCCAGCGGGACUUUGCUCCCUGAGCUACCUGCACGAAAGUGAUGCACGGGAGGUUUGGGCUUCCUCUAGCAGGUAAUGUGCAGUGUGGGGGUGUGGGCGGUAGGGGGAGGGGUCAUGUCUGGAGUGCUAUUGGAAUUGCAAUUAGGCAACUACUGACACCUGUAGCUAGCUGCUGGUUUUUGAGAUCAAAAUAAAUCAGAGCUGUUUACUG
This is a messenger RNA of Anopheles darlingi, 1702 nucleotides long. Its product is annotated as inaD-like protein. The coding region runs from base 320 to 1567 and encodes 415 amino acids. Gene Ontology annotation, molecular function: protein binding. The transcript is spliced from 3 exons. The record is from RefSeq and is a predicted model, not a curated record. NCBI's taxonomy places the organism in Eukaryota, Metazoa, Arthropoda, Insecta, Diptera, Culicidae.